GCCACCCAAGACGAGGAGUACGCCGCUUUUAAGGAAGCCAUCGCUGGACUUGGCACUGCUGAGAGCCCUUCGGCGAAUAACAACGAGAGAUCAUCAAAGGGAGACGAAGAAACCGAUGACCAAAACGAAGCAAAACACAGUGAAGAGGAGGAGGAGUCUGACAGAGAGGAGGAGGAAGAGGAAUUGAGUGGGAUGAAGGUUAAAGCGCCCUACUACAGUUCGUGGGGGACGCUGGAGUACCAUAAUGCCAUGAUUGUGGGCACCGAGGACCUCGCAGACGGCAGCGCAGGCGUCAGGGUGCUGUACCUGUAUCCCACCCACAAGGCUCUGAAGCCGUGCCCGUUCUUCCUGGACGACAAGUGCAGAUUUAAAGAGAACUGUCGGUUUUCACACGGGCAGGUGGUGUCUGUGGAAGAGCUUCAGCCUUUCCAAGAGCCUGACCUGGGCACGCUGGGGGUGGGCUCUGCCUGCCUGGCGAAGCACAGCGAUGGCAUCUGGUACACGGCGAAGAUCACCGACAUGGACAGUGGUUACUACACGGUGAAGUUUGAUUCCUUGCUGCUCAAGGAGGCCGUCGUGGAAGGAGACAGUGUCAUUCCCCCUCUGCGCAGCGAGGAUGUGGCCUCGUCUGCCGAGUCUGAUGAAGACAGCGUGGAUGAUUCUGGUUAUGCUAAAGUGGUAGAUUCAGGAGUUCCGGAGAACGGGGAGUGGACUCCUGCGUGCAGUUCCUCUUUCGGCGGCUGGGAAGCCCAUACUCGUGGUAUCGGCUCCAAGCUGCUCGUUCAAAUGGGAUACGAGUUUGGAAAAGGGUUAGGGAAGAAUUGCGAGGGCCGGGUGGAGCCGGUGCAGGCUGUGGUCCUUCCUCGAGGGAAGUCCCUUGACCAGUGUGCUGAGGUGCUUCAGAAGAAGAAACAGGGGAAGCUGGACGCAGGCAAGUCGAGGAAAUGCCGAGCAAAGGGGAGCAGCUCCGGACAGUCUCUGGUGGGCCGCCGUAAGCCUCCCCACAACGUGUUUGACUUUUUGAAUGAGAAACUGCGAGGGAAGAGCACCGGGGAGAAGGCUGGAGGGAUGGCAGUGCCCCAGAGGAAGAGCAAAGAGAUCUACCACGCUAGCAAGAGCACCAGGAAGGCCCUGAGUGUCCGCCUUUUGCAGACAACAGAGCAGAUUGAACAAACGCAGAGGGAUAUCAGAGGAAUCCAGCAAGCCUUGGCACGCAACAUUGGACGGCACAGCGUUGCUACAGCUCAGCUGGAGAAGAAGCUGGCGAAUGCCCACAAACAGCUGGGGCAGCUGCAGGCCCAGGAGGCCAGCCUGCAGCGGGAGCAGAAGAAAGCAGACACGCACAAGAAGAUGACGGAGUUCUAG
Messenger RNA from Tauraco erythrolophus (red-crested turaco), 1365 nucleotides. RefSeq names its product zinc finger CCCH-type and G-patch domain containing (gene ZGPAT). The record is from RefSeq and is a predicted model, not a curated record. NCBI's taxonomy places the organism in Eukaryota, Metazoa, Chordata, Aves, Musophagiformes, Musophagidae. Gene Ontology annotation, biological process: negative regulation of transcription by RNA polymerase II. Gene Ontology annotation, cellular component: nucleus. Gene Ontology annotation, molecular function: metal ion binding; RNA polymerase II cis-regulatory region sequence-specific DNA binding; DNA-binding transcription repressor activity, RNA polymerase II-specific.